AUGGCGAUUGAAAAGCAAUUUCAGAAUAACGAUAAUAACAAGGAUAAAAGAAGUUCAGUGAGUCAAAAUGAAGAACUUUAUACUUCGGAUUGCUCGACUGAAUCGAUUGAUUUGACAUCUAGGAUAGAUGAGAUCGUCGAUUCUUUGGAUAUUGGAUUAUUCCAUUAUAUUAUCACUUUAAUAUGUGGACUUGGCUUUAGUGGGUUUUCGUUCUGUUAUCAAUCGAUCGGUUUUGUUAUCAUUUCAGCAUGCGAUUUAGACAUUAAUCGAAAUAAUAAAGGUUGGCUAAGUAUAGCUUUUAUGAUCGGCCUUGCUACUAGUGCUAGUAUAUAUGGUAGAUUCGCUGAUGUUUAUGGUCGACAAAAAAUUCUUGUCAUCUUGUUAUUAAUAAAUUUAAUAGGAAUGUUAGCAAGUGCAUUUGCUUAUAACUAUCUAAUGCUUGUUAUCAUGUUUGGCUUGAUCGGUAGUACUUAUGCUGGUAUCACCACAAUCGUUCAUUCUUAUCUUUUAGAAUUUUUUCCUCGUCGUUAUAGGGGUAGAGCGGCUGCCGUUUUAUCGUCAUUUCUGAUAUUUGGAAAUGUUUAUAGUUCCCUUAUCGGAUUACUUAUAUUGCCUUAUUCAUUUUAUAGUCCUAUUGGCGCGAUAUACUUUACAAAUUGGCGACUUUAUCUACUUGUAGGCUCUAUUCCAUCCUUAUUGAGUUUUUGUGUACUUUUAUUUAUGCCUAGAAGUUUACGAUUUGUAUUAGCUAAGAACGAUAAGAAAGGUUUUCGAGACGUAUUAAAUAAAAUUAAUCAAAUUAAUAAUUGCUGUAAGACCACAGACGAUUCCUAUCAACAAGUUAUUUAUUGUAAAGUAGGCCAUCACGAUUUACGAGUAGAAGAAACGAGUAAAGAUGUUAAAAAUGAUAAAGGAAAUACUUUUCUGCAAGAUAUUCGGGAACUUCUGCAACCACCUUGGCGUAAACGAUUGCUAUUGAUAUCUUUAGUAUGGCUUGGAUAUUGUGUCGCCGAUCAAGGACUUACAAUUUGGUUACCGACAGUUAUUGCUCAUUACGUAAAUAGUAAAACUUGUUGGCAUCAUCAUCAUAGCGGCAUGUAUAAUCUAUCAUGGAAUACUACACAUUCAUCACAUAAUGUCGCUUCGGACUGUCAAAGCGGUAAUAAUAUAAGGACUGUAAUAUUAAACAUCUUUCUUGGUCAUUUAAUAUCCAUACCUAUCGCGAUUUUAUGUGUUCUACUUAUUAAUCGUAUCGGUCGGAAAGCAUUAUACAUUAUUUUAGCGUCUAUGAGUGGUUUAAGUAUUUUACUGCUAUUGAUAAUUGAUACUAUGCAAAGCUCUAUGAUCAUAGCUUGUAUUUUUACGUCUAUUUCCACGAAUGGAUGGACACCGUGUAAAAUUUGGAGUACAGAAUUAUUCCGUACUGAAUUUAGAACUACCGCUCUUGGUAUUGCGAGCAUGAUGGGACAUCUUGGAUCUAUACUAGGGAUGAUAAUAUUCGCUGCUUUAUUUUAUAUUAGUUGCACAGCUACACUUAUAAUACUUUCUGCAUUAGGUUUAUUAACAGCUGUUGCAGCAAUAUUUCUACCUGAUACUACAAACGCUGAUAUUAGAUAA
Messenger RNA from Trichoplax adhaerens, 1617 nucleotides. RefSeq lists its product as uncharacterized. The coding region runs from base 1 to 1617 and encodes 538 amino acids. Gene Ontology annotation, molecular function: transmembrane transporter activity. NCBI's taxonomy places the organism in Eukaryota, Metazoa, Placozoa, Uniplacotomia, Trichoplacea, Trichoplacidae. The record is from RefSeq and is a predicted model, not a curated record. Gene Ontology annotation, biological process: transmembrane transport. The transcript has a single exon.